Molecule: messenger RNA, 2784 nt
Organism: Topomyia yanbarensis
Lineage: Eukaryota; Metazoa; Arthropoda; Insecta; Diptera; Culicidae
Exons: 1
Coding region: 1-2784 (927 amino acids)
Biological process (GO): DNA integration
Molecular function (GO): nucleic acid binding
Source: RefSeq, a predicted model, not a curated record
AUGCUUCUGAGUGUGGAAUCUGAGGAGGAAGCAAUACAAGUGGUUCGAGAAGUACAGACAGUGCACAGGUCAGCAGGCUUCGAAAUGCGGAACUGGAUCUCCAACUCACCCAGAGUUGUGGCAGCUAUGAGCGAAACAGGCUCCGAUGAGAAAAGCCUCAGUAUCGGCGACAAACACGUGUCAGAACGGGUUCUCGGAAUGUGGUGGAACACCUCAACAGACUGCUUCACAUAUAAAAUGUCACCGCGGUACGAGCAGCUACUGAUCAGUGGGCAGCGUCGACCGACAAAACGCGAAGUGCUUCGUACAUUAAUGAUGAUAUUCGAUCCCUUAGGACUCAUAGCACACUUCCUACUGCAACUAAAAUCCUUGCUGCAAGAAAUCUGGAGAACUUCAGUCGGCUGGGAUGACCCCAUCGAUGAGUCGUUGUUUCAAAAGUGGUUGGCAUGGCUGACAGUGUUGCCGCAGGUAUCGUCUAUCGAAAUACCUCGAUGCUACCGAACACUCACAUCCGCGACGGACGGAACGGUGGUACAACUGCACACGUUCGUCGACGCAAGCGAGAACGGUUUCGCAGCUGCAGUGUAUUUGCGUUUUCAGGAAGGAGAAACCAUCGAAUGCAGACUGGCCGGAGCAAAGACGAGAGUCGCGCCGUUAAAGUUUCUCUCCAUUCCGAAGUCCGAACUGCAAGCCGCUGUGAUAGGUGUGAGAUUAGCGGGAACCAUUGCCCAAUCGCUAUCCGUCAAAAUCAAUCAACGUUUCUUCUGGACUGACUCCAGAGAUGUCCUCUGCUGGCUCAACUCGGAUCACCGUCGGUAUAGCCAAUUCGUGGCCUUCCGUGUUAGCGAGAUCCUGGAAACGACGAACGUCAACGAAUGGCAGUGGGUGCCAACGAAGCUGAACGUGGCAGACGAGGGAACCAAAUGGACACGAGCUCCAGAUAUGACUGCCUCCAGUCGAUGGUUUUGCAGUCCCAAUUUUCUCUGGCAACCGAAGAAAGCAUGGCCUGUUUCCCCGCACUCAUCGACUAAAGAGGAGUUACGGCCUCAUCUUCUGCUUCAUACCAUGCCGUUGGACCCAGUGGUUCAGCCACAUGAUUUCUCGGAAUGGUCUUCUCUACUGCGCCGAAUGGCUUAUGUGACCCGUUUCGUGGACAACCUGAGGCAAGCUAAGAUGAAAAAACCAAGGCAGAGUGGCCCUCUGACUCGUGACGAGCUAAGAAAAGCGGAAAAUUACCUGUUUCGUCUUGCACAGCGCAGUGCGUAUCCCGAUGAGAUAGCAGUCCUGAAUGAACCGUUAUCAACCACCCAGCAACGCAAGUUUAUAAAAAACAACAGUUCGCUAAGCAAGAUGUGCGCAUUUCUUGACAAGAACGGCGUUCUAAGGGCCCGCGGCCGAACCCAAGAAUGUAAAUUCACAGAUUACGACGCCGCUAAUCCGGUUAUUCUUCCACGGAAUCACCACAUCACUAGGCUUAUCGUGUCCAACGCACACAAGCAGUUUAACCACCAGAACCAUGAGACGAUCAUCAACGAGCUUCGCCAGCGAUUCCGCAGUCCACGUCUGAAGGCAACGUACCGUGCGAUCCGGAAAGAGUGCCAACAGUGUAAAAAUAACCAGGCUGCCCCGCAACCACCUACGAUGGCCGAUCUACCACUCGCUCGCCUGGCUGCCUUUGCUCGACCAUUUACGUACAUGGGGAUAGACUAUUUUGGCCCAAUGACGGUAUCCGUCGGACGACGCACAGAGAAACGUUGGGGGGUACUGGCAACAUGUCUUACCAUUCGCGCCGUACACUUAGAACUCGCUCACACACUGACGACAGAUUCCUGUAUGAUGGCUAUACGGAACAUCUUUGCUAGAAGGGGAGUUCCGGCAGUGAUCUACAGCGACCGUGGCACAAACUUCCAGGGCGCCAGUAAGGAGCUGCAGCUAGCGCUACAGGAACUCGACGACGACCGGCUGAUGCGGGAGUUCACUACGGCUCGAACGGAAUGGACUUUCAAUCCGCCAGCCUCUCCCCACAUGGGGGGAGCUUGGGAGCGUCUGGUUCAGUCCGUGAAACGGAACCUAACUGUUCUGCAAUCGAAUGCUACGCCAACUCACGAGGUGCUCCAGAACGCGUUGGUGGAAGUUGAGAACGUUCUCAACUCGCGGCCACUCACUAGCGUCCCGCUGGAGGAUGACGAAUCUCCAGUGCUGACGCCCAACCACUUUCUGCUGGGUAGUCAAAAUGGCCUACAACCGUGGGUGCCGUUCGAUGACAGCUCUGCAGCUCUACGAAACAGCUGGCAACGUUCGCAGACCAUGGCUAACCGGUUCUGGAAGCUGUGGGUUAGAGACUAUCUUCCAACACUAACUCGGAAACCGAAGUGGCUCACACCAGUAAAACCCAUUGCAGUCGGCGACGUCGUCGUCAUCGUGGACCCAAACCUACGGCGGAACUGCUGGCCGAAGAGUCGAGUUAUCUGUGUCAAACCUGGUGCAGAUGGACAAGUGAGAUGGGCGACGGUGCAGACAGCCAACGGAAUCUACGAGAGACCUGCCGUUAAACUCGCUGUCCUGGACGUAGGCGUUGAGAAGAAUGCUCUUCAGGAAGACCCUAACCGCAUUCCGGGGGGAGUGUUAAUAGCGCCAUACAGUUCAGCGAGCCCCUCGGCGCCCAUACAGCAAAUCAACAUCAACAAACCGCGCCCUUCGCCUUCUCGAGGGAUUGGCACGAAUAUCGGUCACGGACAAGACAGUCAGAUAGGAAGAAAGAAAAAAAGUCAAGUCAUUCGGUAA